Cladocopium goreaui is the source of this 1728-nucleotide messenger RNA. The record is from the annotation of a GenBank genome assembly. Lineage: Eukaryota; Dinophyceae; Suessiales; Symbiodiniaceae.
CAGCUUCUGCAUUCACAAACUAGUUGUUAGUUGCGAUCCGAAUGCCUGUGCCAUGCACGUGGCGGCAUUGUAAGGAUGUCCAGCUGUACUGAGUGGCUACACCGGAUCGCCCUGGUGGUGGUGGCUUUCAUCGUCCUGAUACUGCUGGGUAUCCUGGCAAGUCUUGGACUCACAGAUGAAGCAUGGGACCUUUGGAGCGACUUAAGGGGUAUGGACCUGUCAACCUACUUUGUGGCGCUCCUGAUUGGAAGUCUCAGCUCCUUCCCCGUGCUAUUCUUUGGCAAGAGCAAGCUUGAGGAAGGGCAGCAAGGUGCGCCCAAAGCGCCACGGGAAGCGCCCCCGGCUCCGGCAGCUCCGGCAGCUUCAGCGCCCUCAGGUGGCUCAGGUGGCUCGGGGGGCGUGCCGAAGCCAACGAGGCCAACGAGGCCGCCGGCGAAAGUGCCAAAACCGAAGCCCUUGAGCCCCAGGAGUCAAGCACGGCAGCUGGUGGGCACCAGAAUGAGCGAGGAACAGGCUGCCAAGGCUGUGGACAAGAUCCUCGCACUGCGGUCUUAUGUGGACAGAGUGGAGCCGAUCGACCUGGAUGAAAUGUGGGGUUUCUUCGAUUUGGACCCCCCUGCAAGUCGCAGAUCAAUGGACCCCACUGAUCCGCUUCUGCAGAGAUUGAAAGGGAAACUCAACAGACAGCGCUUGCUGUUUCAUCCUGACAAGAAUGGACACCCCGAGGCAGAGAAGACCUUCAAAUUCCUUGAAGUUUGCCACCGAAAGUUGAUGACUUCCUACACUCGCCAGACAGAGUCAGUCCAUCAGCGCACAAGACGCGAAGAGGAAGAACUGAAGCAGGAAGAGGCUCGCAGGCAGAAGCAGGAGGAGGAGCGUCGAGCGCAGAUGGAGUUGCUCGAGAGAGAAGAAGAGGAGAAGAUGCGGCGGGUCGAGCUGCAGAAACAACGCUUGGAUCAAAUGCUGGAGGCGAAAAGGUCUGCUUUUGAGGCAAAGCACAACCAAUCUCAGAUGGUGAGCCGUGAUGCGCCCAUCGUGAGUCUCUUUACCAGCUGUGGUAGUUCCAAGAGCAUCCUUGGAAAGAAGGAGGAUGCCGAGGAGACCUCGGUGAUCGGUCGCUUGAGUGUGCGCUUGCGAGCAAGAGACCUUCCGGCCCCUGAGUUGCUCUUUGCUGGCCAUCACUACGCAGUCUUGAGUGUUGGUGAUCAGACCUUUGAAACAAAGAGGGUCCCAGGGCAAAAUUGCCAGUGGGAUGCGAACUACGACUUCCCAAUACAUCGAGUUGACACCUCUUUGGCAGUCAGCGUCUUCCGGGAAGGUUGGUUCCAAGACUCCUUGCUUGGGAAAACAGAGAUCCCCUUCCUUGACAUCGAAGAGUGGUCAGGGCAUUGGAUGGGCCGACUCCUUGAGAGCGAAAACACUGAAAGUCUCAGCGUGGUCGAGCUGCAGGCCUCCUUUGAUUGGUUUUAGUGUGCAAUCCAUCGCUGGGUCAACGGUUCUUCCAAAUGGAAGGGCAAUUGACGAGGACCAUUCAGCCUCAUGAUUCGGUAUCUGAAUCGAAAAAUAUAAAGACCACUCUUUAGGAAUGCUCAUGUUAAAGUGACACGCUUCAAUCUUUGGUCGGCAAUUCAGCUCUGGUGAAAAUCGCCAAACUCGAUGUGCAACAAGUCCAGGAUGAAAACAGCGCACAAAGAUUUGAUGCGGUCCCGUGAACUUGCCAUUGGAGAC